AUGGUUGCAGAAACAAAACUAUACGAUGCGCUCGGGAUCAAGCCCGAUGCUGCGCAGGACGACAUCAAAAAGGCCUACCGCAAGGCUGCAUUGAAAUACCAUCCGGAUAAGAACAAGGAUGAUGCCAAAGCUGCGGAUAAGUUUAAAGAGGUUUCCCAAGCCUACGAAGUCCUCUCCGACCCAGAAAAACGCAAAGUCUACGACCAAUUCGGCCUCGAAUACCUCCUCCGCGGCGGUCCCCCACCAACAUCCGGCGGCGGCGGCGGCGCCAACCCCUUCGAAGGGGGAGGCGGAAUGCCCGGUGGAUUCUCCUUCGGCGGCAUGCCCAGCGGCGGCACACGCACAUUCCACUUCUCGACGCGACCUGGCGGCGGCGGUAGCAGCGGCUUCCAGUUCAGUUCCGCCGAUGAUAUCUUCCGGAACUUCGCCAAGGGCGCUGGUGGCGGAAUGGGCUUCGGGGAAGACGAAGACCUCUUUUCCAUGCUCGGCGGCGGUCUAGGUGGUGGGCGCAGCGGGGGUCCGCGGUUCCGCAGCACCCGUGGGACGAGCGGUGGUGCUGGGACCGGCUUCCCACGACAGUCUUCACAGCGGGCGCCGACGCCUGAGCCGACCGUUAUCGAGAAGCAGUUGCCGUUGACGCUGGAGGAGAUCAUGAGCGGGUGCACGAAAAAGGUUACCGUCAAGAGCAAGACGUUUGAUGCGAGUGGGAAGCGCACCGUGCAGGAUGUUACGCUCGAAGCGAAUAUUAAGCCUGGGUUGCGGACGGGCUCGAAAAUCAAGUACCGCGGUGUUGGAGACCAGGAGGAAGGUGGGCGGCAGGACGUGCAUCUCAUUGUGACGGAGAAAGAGCACCCCAAUUUCAAGCGCCACGGCGACAACCUCAUCACGACUGUCGACCUCUCCCUCAAGGAAGCCCUAACAGGCUGGAACCGCAUCGUACGCACCAUCGACGGCAAAUCAAUCAAGGUUGCGAAGCCCGGGCCCACGCCGCCCGGCUACGAGGAGAGAUUCCCUGGUCUCGGCAUGACGAUCUCGAAAAAGCCCAGCGAACGUGGCGAUCUUCUUGUGCGCGUUAAUGUCGAAUUCCCGAAGACGCUGUCGAGCAAUGCCAAGGAGGUGCUGAAGGAUGUUCUUCCUUGA
Messenger RNA from Aspergillus mulundensis, 1140 nucleotides. RefSeq names its product putative DnaJ domain protein Psi. Gene Ontology annotation, biological process: translational initiation. Gene Ontology annotation, molecular function: protein-folding chaperone binding. NCBI's taxonomy places the organism in Eukaryota, Fungi, Ascomycota, Eurotiomycetes, Eurotiales, Aspergillaceae. The record is from RefSeq and is a predicted model, not a curated record. The transcript has 3 exons. Bases 1 to 1140 code for a protein of 379 amino acids. Gene Ontology annotation, cellular component: cytosol.